Molecule: messenger RNA, 2757 nt
Organism: Ahaetulla prasina
Lineage: Eukaryota; Metazoa; Chordata; Lepidosauria; Squamata; Colubridae
Gene: PHPT1
Product: phosphohistidine phosphatase 1
Exons: 7
Coding region: 1971-2747 (258 amino acids)
Biological process (GO): peptidyl-histidine dephosphorylation
Cellular component (GO): membrane; cytosol
Molecular function (GO): protein histidine phosphatase activity
Source: RefSeq, a predicted model, not a curated record
GACGGAGAGUUGGGCGGCGUCCCUGACGCGCUCAUCGACUCGGACGGCGUCUUCAAGUACGUUCUGAUUCGCGUGGAGCCCGCGGGCCCGGGGCCCGGCAAAGACAUCAUCCGCGGACACGCCUGGGCCGAAUACCACGGGUUUUGGCCGAGCAAAACAUGCCAUUGCCACAGAGAAGCUGAAGGCCAGGUACCCUGAUUAUGAAGUCACCUGGGCCGAUGAAGGAUACUGACCACUGCCUUUAAGAGUUUACCUUUGCGACCAAACAGCAGCAAGCGGGAACUGAUGCGGGAAGCCGGAUGGCCUCUGGAUCUGUGCUAUGGACUGCGCUGUGAUCAAACCUAUUGUGCCUGGCUUUGGUAUAAGGAAUAAACGAUUGUGCUCGCUGCCUAAGGUGUCGUGCUCCCUCACGCAUCUUCCUGGAUCCACUCACUUCCUGCGGUGUCUUUUGAUUAAGAGAAACAGCGGUGAAGGGAGGAAGAGAGUUUUAUGUUUGUGCGGACUGGGGGAAAACGCAGAGGAAGCAGCUGAAAUAAUAAGCAUGGACACCUGCACUAUUUAGAACGCAAACUCAGAAACGUUGUUUUCAUCUGCCUGCCACAAUGGUUCCGCUUCACAUGUAUACAAAGCACAAUGUUCCCAUUGCAGUUUUAAGUUGCUUUGUUUUCUUGAUAACUGUAGCCAGUAGGUUUCUUUUUCUCCUGGAAAUCACUGUAAUUGUAACAUUUUCAUGUAACAUGGAAAGCUGUAGGGAACUGCUAGAAAGGGAAAUAACAUGGCCCUGUUCUGAGCCUGAUCCAAACUGCAGGCCGCGGAGGGCUUUUUCUCUGCAUGCUCCUGUCCCUCCAGCAUGGAAACAUUGAUUUCUUUGGCAGUUCAGGUCGGUGGUAAAGCAAUGCUUAGGCUUGUCCUGCUAAUGACCUGCGGAUGAGAUUUCUGGACAGCGUGCAAGUCUGCAAGAUCUUUCCUGGAGAUUAUGACUUGAUUGCACGAAGUCCAAGGGCACCUUCACGGAAAUGAGGUUGGAUCUCUUGCAUGUGAGAGCGACAAGCUCUUGUGAAACCUCACUUUCUUGGAAACAAGGGUUUUGCAAUCUGUUGCAGUCUGGUUCUUGGGGUGUAUUUAAAUAAAAAGAGUGUAUAACUUGUGACUCACCUGAACUGGAGACAGAUUUUCAAAUUCCUACUGGAUAGCAAGGUGACUAGAGUCCUUCGUUCUUUUCCAUCCAAACAGCUGCCUUGCUGUUCAUAGCAGCUCUGUCUGUGGCGUACAAUAAAAAAUAGACCGCUUCCCAGGCAGCCUUGCAGAGAGAUUAGAAAUCCCAAGGACAGCAAGAGGCUGGAGGAGCCCUGUGGGAAGAGUCUCCCAGCAGCCCAUUCUCAGCAAGAGGCCUCAAGGACGACAUGCCCUCCAAUGUUGCCCAGAGCUCCUGUUCCAGCCAGGAAUUCACCAGAGAUGCUGGCCUGAAGAGCCUUUUCUCCCAUUCCUGGGGCAGGCAGCAACCAAGCCAGAGCUGAAGUUAAAUCAGAAAGGGUCCGAUGUUUGAUGCCACCUCCUCUGCCUUAUUAAAACAAAAGUCUGGUGGAAACAGACAGUGAUCAAACAACUUUGCCCAUAACAAGGGAAGGAAGCUGAUACUUGGUGGCGCAGGGCCACAAGGGCAUUGGUUUGCUUGGUAGAGUAGCACGCAGCUGCAGUUCUCUGCUUUUAUUGCUCCAAGAACAUGAGCAGGCCAUUAGGACCCUCUCCCCACCGAAGAUGGGGGUGAGCAUCCUGCUCGUGUCCCCCUCCCUGUGGCCAGUCCCCACCCUGUGCCUGGGGCGUGCUUCCCUCCUACUCGGCCCCUGCCGCGUGUCUCGAAAGCAAGGUGAUAGAGAGGUUGAAGUCCAGGUACAUUGUUGCUGGAGCAGCCUUUCCUCCUCGUUCUUCCCAACUGAGCAGGCUUGAUCUUGCUGCUAGGCAGGCCCAGGAUGUCGGGGUCCUGGGGGCUGCUGUCCUUCCUGCAGAUGCUGAUGGUUGGGCCUCCGUUUUAUGUCCAGGCUGUGUUUGUCAACCGAUGUGGGAGUCCAAGUGUGUGUGAUUUUGUGUGUGACUGCUGGGAUUGUUCAGAUGAAAACCAGUGUGGCUAUCAGAAGGCUUCGGCUCUGGGGGCUCCCUUCACCUGCAGCUUCGAAGGCACCACGUGUGGCUGGGAGGACAUCAGCAACUCAGCCUACCGGUGGGAACCAGCCCAGGCCAGAAUCUCCACAUGGGGGCUGGAGCCUCCUUUCGACCACACGCUGGGCACGGAUUUCGGCUGGUACAUGACGGCUACAAAGCAGAGAGCAAAGCCAACGGCCACAGCCCGGCUGCGGUCCCCCCUGUUGCAAGGAGCAGCUGCUGCCUGCGAGAUCCGAGCUUGGUAUCUCCUGUGGGGGCCAGGUCUUAAUGAGACUCGGCAGCCUCUCCUGACCUUGGAGCUGAUCCAGGGAAGUCGCACCGUCUGCCUGUGGCAAAGCCCUCCAAGUGGCACCUACUCCUGGCAGGAGCUGGUGGCCUACACCGGUCACAUCCCAGGCAGCUUCCAGGUCACCUUCUCCUCCACCCAGGCCUUCUCCUCUGCAGCACAGCUGGCCCUGGACGAUGUGGAAUUCAGGAAUUGCGGCUUCCUAAGUAAAGUGGCGGGCGGGGGGGGCUUCCUUUAUCUCUUCCUGAACUUCUCUGCAGUCUCCUUUUCAAAUAAUGGCCUCUCCAAGGAGGUCCCGUAGGAUGCUGUCU